This is a messenger RNA of Erinaceus europaeus (western European hedgehog), 3517 nucleotides long. It is a transcript of the gene ANKRD13B, whose product is annotated as ankyrin repeat domain 13B. Bases 21 to 2666 code for a protein of 881 amino acids. Gene Ontology annotation, cellular component: cytoplasm. NCBI's taxonomy places the organism in Eukaryota, Metazoa, Chordata, Mammalia, Eulipotyphla, Erinaceidae. Gene Ontology annotation, molecular function: protein binding. The record is from RefSeq and is a predicted model, not a curated record. The transcript is spliced from 15 exons.
CUUGGACUGUGGGCCGGGCUAUGCGGCCGCGGGGAGCAGGGGCUGCCGGCGCGCGUCCCUGCCGCGGCGGCGGCGUCCCCGGGGCCCGCACCCCGUGUGCGCCCGCUCCCUCUGCCGAGCGGCGUCUUUGUGUGCGGGGGUGUGGGAGGUGCCGCGCGAGUCCGCGCCGCGCCGCGCCGAGCCGCCGAGAGCCCGCUCCCUCCCCGGGAGGGUGGGGGCCUCUCCGCGCCGCCCGCCGCCGACGCCUCGCGAGGACGCCCGCGGCCCGCGCCGCCCGCACCACGCCGGGCGCGCCACCCCCGCCCGCCGGCGCCGCUCGCACAUGCCCGAGCCGCAGCCCCGCGAGCAGGCAGCGCCGGCCCCCAGCCCCGCGGCCCCGGGCCCCGGCUCCGGCGCCGUCCCUCCUCCCGGGCCGGGCGCCGCGGCCCCGGCAUGAGGAGCGGGCGAUGAUCCCCGCCAACGCCUCCGCCAGGAAGGGGCCCGAGGGCAAGUACCCGCUGCACUACCUCGUGUGGCACAACCGCCACCGCGAGCUGGAGAAGGAGGUCCGCGCCGGCCAGGCGGACAUCGAGCAGCUGGAUCCUCGUGGCCGGACUCCCCUGCACCUGGCCACCACACUGGGACACCUCGAAUGUGCCCGAGUGCUCCUGGCACAUGGUGCAGAUGUGGGCAGGGAGAAUCGCAGCGGCUGGACAGUGCUUCAGGAGGCUGUAAGUACCCGGGACCUGGAGCUGGUGCAGCUGGUGCUACGGUACCGGGACUACCAGCGGGUGGUGAAGCGGCUGGCAGGCAUCCCGGUGCUGCUGGAGAAGCUGCGGAAGGCGCAGGACUUCUACGUGGAGAUGAAAUGGGAGUUCACUAGCUGGGUGCCUCUGGUGUCCAAGAUCUGCCCUAGCGACACCUACAAAGUGUGGAAGAGUGGGCAGAACCUCCGGGUAGACACCACACUGCUGGGCUUUGACCACAUGACGUGGCAGCGAGGGAACCGCAGCUUUGUCUUCAGAGGCCAAGACACAAGUGCUGUGGUCAUGGAGAUUGACCACGACCGCCGGGUGGUGUACACAGAGACCCUAGCGCUGGCGGGGCAGGACCGUGAGCUGCUGCUGGCUGCCGCCCAGCCCACCGAGGAGCAGGUGCUCAGUCGGCUCACAGCACCCGUGGUCACCACACAACUCGACACCAAGAACAUCUCCUUCGAGAGGAACAAGACCGGCAUCCUGGGCUGGCGCAGUGAGAAGACAGAGAUGGUGAAUGGGUAUGAAGCCAAGGUAUAUGGGGCAUCCAACGUGGAACUCAUCACCCGCACGCGGACAGAGCAUCUUUCUGAACAGCACAAGGGCAAGGUCAAAGGCUGUAAGACACCUCUACAGUCCUUCCUGGGAAUCGCUGAGCAGCACGGGGGCCCCCAGAAUGGGACCCUGAUCACUCAGACUCUGAGCCAAGCCAACCCCACUGCCAUCACUGCAGAAGAGUACUUCAACCCCAACUUUGAGCUUGGCAACCGGGACAUGGGGCGCCCCAUGGAAUUAACCACCAAGACACAGAAGUUCAAGGCCAAGCUGUGGCUGUGUGAGGAGCACCCCCUGUCCCUGUGUGAGCAGGUGGCCCCCAUCAUUGACCUCAUGGCAGUCAGCAAUGCUCUCUUCGCCAAGCUCCGGGAUUUCAUUACCCUGCGCCUGCCUCCUGGUUUUCCCGUCAAGAUUGAAAUCCCGAUCUUCCACAUCCUCAAUGCCCGAAUCACCUUUGGGAACCUUAAUGGCUGUGACGAGCCGGUGCCGUCUGUGCGAGGCAGCCCCAGCAGUGAGACCCCCUCCCCAGGCAGCGACUCUUCCAGCGUCAGCAGCUCCAGUUCAUCAACCUCCUGCCGUGGCUGUGAGAUCUCUCCCACUUUGUUUGAGGCCCCACGUGGCUACAGCGUGCUGGGCGGCCAGCGGGAGGUGGCACCCCGCGAUGAGGAUGAUGACCUGCUGCAGUUUGCCAUCCAGCAGAGCCUGCUAGAGGCAGGCAGUGAGUAUGAUCAGGUCACCAUCUGGGAGGCUUUAACCAACAGCAAGCCAGGCACUCACCCCAUGUCCUACGAGAGCCGCCGGCAGGACAGGUGCGUCUGGGAGCCCUCGACGUAUCUUCCCCGCCCCCAGGAGCGCCCCGCCCACGCCGCGGCGCCCGCCCGCUUCCCCAGCGUCGCUGGCGUCAAGGACGCCGGUCCCCAGCCGGCGGCCAAGCCCCGGCGCGGGCGGUCACGUGUUCCGGAGCUACGACGAGCAGCUGCGUCUGGCCAUGGAGCUGUCGGCGCAGGAGCAGGAGGAGCGGCGGCGGCGCGCGCGCCUGGAGGAGGAGGAGCUGCAGCGCAUCCUGCGGCUCUCGCUGACCGAGCAGUAGCGCCCCCUGCCGGCGCCCUGGGCCACGCCACCCGCGACCCACCCCGAGGCGAGGUCAGCCCCUGCCGGUUUGCCCUCCGAACUGCAGCUGGAGACUGGAGCCGCCGCCUCAGGGGCCUGGUGGAGCACAGAGCGCCAGAGGGGGAGCGGUUUGGCACGGGGUACCUUUCCGGGCCAGGGCCCUGGAGGCAGCUGGCACGGCCGUGUCCCCCAGCUUUGCUGUACCCUAACCCCCAGCCUCCUCCCCGGGGCUCAGAUCUGUCCAAGGGCAGAGCCCGGUGGUCCUGAGGGGAGACGGACGGGGUCGUUAGAGGAGCAGUGUCCCCACUCCUUGCUCCUCCUGGCCGGCCCUCCUCCGCUCAGCGACCCCACUCCAGGACACUGCCCGUGAAAGCCUUUGCAUCUCCGCUCUUCACCCCGGGAGGCAGUUGAGCUCCCCACGUGCUGUGUUGCUGCUUUGUCCUGGACACAAACCAGCACGUCUAGGGCCCAGCCUCUCCCCCACCCCGGCAUUUCAGCGUCAAGUGCACUUAGCGGGGUGCCCGGCUCCCCCAGCCCCCACACCCCUCCCGGGUCUCAGGGUGGUCCCAGCUUCUCCUUGGGCGGUCAGAGAUAGGACUCCUCAUCCUAAGGCAGGUGUUUGCGAUUAGGGCGCCCAAGGUGCCCCUCCUCCGGCCUGGGAAUGGCCUGGCUCUCUCAUGGUUUUUGGCAACGGGGGCAGAUUGGACUGGGGGCAACUAGACCUACACUAGACUGGGCACAAAGGGGUCCCCCAGGGCCCUGGCAACACCACCCACCCCUCCCCACCAGCUGCUGCUAGCCCUCCGUGGUUGUGCGUCCCACUUGCCCUCAACUGAGGGGCUGACUGUAAAACCCUUCAUCCAAUGGUGCUAACCCCCGGCUCUCUCCUGCCCUAUGCCCUCCCCCCCAGAAGCACAGACCCUGCCAGGGGCAGGGGCCCACUGCACACCCUUGUCCAGGUUCUCAGCUUGGUCUUCCCGCCUCUGCCAGGAAGGCUUAAAAGGAAUGCACAAGUGAUAGAAGAAAGGAACACAGAAAAACUUCCUCUCAUCCCCUUCCCUGAUGCCAGGGGCACCAGACUAAUUCUGAGGCACAAAUAAAAGAGGCUUCAAACCUGA